AUGUGUAUUUUUGAGAGAUUGUCCUCGGCUCGGGCUGAGGAGUGUCCGCAUGAGUUCGUUGAGGUGUCUACACAGAAGCCGUUGCUUGUUUGGGUCGAGCGUCUUCAAACCUCCUCUGAUUCCGAUAAAUCGGUCAAGCGGGGGCUACCCUCGACUCACCUCUCUAUCUAUAAAACCCUCCCCGGAGGAGAGCGGAAGCUCCAGGAUGAGAAUGAAUCCGGGAAUCCAGGACAUACUCAUCCUGAUCCACCAUGGAAUUUUCGGAAUCUACAAAAACAUUCUAGGAGAGGGCUCGUAAUGAUCUUCUCAAAGAUCACAAGAUGCUGAAGUGGCAGGCAGGAUAGGGGGAGGACCUGUAGGUUUUUGUGAAAGGGAUGCUCUUAUCAUGUUA
Arachis ipaensis is the source of this 391-nucleotide messenger RNA. NCBI's taxonomy places the organism in Eukaryota, Viridiplantae, Streptophyta, Magnoliopsida, Fabales, Fabaceae. The record is from RefSeq and is a predicted model, not a curated record.